AUGCAUACAGAUGAUAAUCAGAUUCUAUUGAUACCACAGAAGUAUGCUACUGACUUAUCAACUAAAACUAACAUGCUAACUGCUAACACAGUCCCUACUUCUAUGAUUUCAUCAAUCAAAUUAAGUAAAGAUAACUCUGACCUUUAUGAUGAUCCUAAGCAGUACAGGUUUAUUGUUGGAGCAUUGCAAUAUUUAACCUUAACAAGACUAGACAUUACAUUUGCUGUGAGCAAAAUGCAGAUUGGAGUGCUGAUGUAUGUUGAUGAUAGAAGAUCGAUGACAGGCUACUGUGUGUACUUUGGAAGGAAUCUAAUUGCCUGGAAAUGCAAUAAACAACAAGCUGUUAGCAGGUCCAGUACAGAGGCAGAGUUUCGCGCUUUGGUAGCUGUGCAAUCUAAACUUGUAUGGACUCAGAAUCUGCCCCUACAAGAAAACCAUUGA
This is a messenger RNA of Arachis ipaensis, 441 nucleotides long. The record is from RefSeq and is a predicted model, not a curated record. Lineage: Eukaryota; Viridiplantae; Streptophyta; Magnoliopsida; Fabales; Fabaceae.